AUGGAUCGUGUCAGCCGCCUUCCAUCGACCGCUCCUUUGGGGGAGGGGGAACGUUUUCGCCCAAGCACCACGACGAUCGGAUCGUUGUCGUUGAGGAUGUUGCUGACAUUCCUCACCUCGUCGUAUCGUCCAGCGUCGACCUAUAGGAACAUGCAAGUAGCCUCGGCAAACCCUUCCACCAGUAUACCAACAACCAUCGUAUUAUCGGUACGAUGCUCGAGCGCGCAAUUGAAACGAGCCGCCGGUUCGCAGUCGCUCGAAACACUUCGAUCGGCGCUCCUUGGCUGGACCGUCACUGACGUUGACGGCAUGGCGCAAGAUGUUGACGCUAGCGGUGGGAAAGGACCACUCCAUAUGGCCGCGUGGCAGGGAUGCGUGGAAAAUCUGACCCACUUGCUCGACGAUUGGGGCUGUGACGUGAACGUGAUUGCACGCGGGGAAUUCAGUUUCGGCAAGACGCCCAUUUUCUUUGCGGCCACCCAGUCACGCGCCGAUGUCCUGUUAUUCCUACUCGAUCGGGGUGCGCACGUGAAGAUUGUCAACAACAAAGGUCAGUCGAUUCGUUCCAUCGCCGCGUCACACUUUGAAGACCCAACGAUUAUUGACCGGAUCAUUCAAGCCGAAAUCGGCCAAGCGAAUUCGCCGUGGCGAAAUUAUCGGGAAACCCACGGAGACGGACUGGAAUACGGUGAUUUGGAUCCACGGUUUUUGGAUCGGCCGUUGCGGGAAACGGAUACGGAACCCAGACCUAGCGAUGGAAAGAAUCAACGCCAAGCGGCCGCCGAGCGGAAGCGUCGCCCUAUUGCAGCAUCCCCAAUACCAUCCUUGACGGCAAACGAAAUUUGUGUAUUGGAACAAUCGUGGCAAUCGAUUGAAAAGACGUGCGGGACGAACGGUCUAACAACAGCGGGAACGCUGUUUCAAGACUGCACCGACGAUUUUUGGACAAUCGUCGAGCUCAACGAUAAACUUCGGCAAAGCUGGAUUCCAUCGUUCGUAUCGAGAUUGUCAUCCGUGAGUGGACAUCGUUCUCUAUGGAAAGAAUGGAUGCAACUGGUACGGCCGACCAGUGACAUGCGACAGCGCAAACUAAUCGACAAGAUUGUCGCACAACUUACUAUCGAUCGAUCCUCGGAUGCCGCAAUCAAUAGGAUUGGUGCCAUCGAAAGCAACAACCGUCUGGAGUUCCAACAGCGCUCACUCCCAAAGUUUAUACCACCAUCUCUGACGUCAGAGCCCUGGAAGACUGCUUGCGAAGCGGUCCAAGGUUUGACAAUAUCCUACUACUAUGACGAGGCUACCAACGUCCUUCAGUUGCCCAACCAACCUGUUUGGAUUGAUGCAGUUGAAGAAAUGGGGAGGCUCCGAAAAACGCUGGCGACGUGUACAGUUGUAGCCAUAGACACGGAAUGGUAUACCAAUCCUGUCGACGGUUCCACGUGCUUGGCCACCAUCCAAGUAGCAAUUCGACGAACGAAUGCUGGUGACCCAAACGACUCUCAGAUUUUGUCGUGGGUUGUCGACUUGAUCGGCACGAGAUACGAAGCGGAAACGAGAGAGCGUUAUGUCGAGGGUUGUCGGGACUUGGUGGAAGAGCUGUUGGAGAAUUACGUCGUGCUAGGUUUUGCAGUGGGUCACGAUUUGCAUAUUUUGGCGGAAUGGGUUGCCAGGCCGUUUAACACUAACCGUGUGUUGGACCUGCAGCGUUUGUGGGCAGCCAAGGCAAUGCCUGGUUUGGCUGCUUGUGUCGAACGCUACGCCGUUAUCGAGUCGAAUUGUGAAAACGAGUGCGAUAUAAAACGCUAUUGCUUGUCUAAGGAUGAGCAAUGCUCCGAAUGGAAUAGGCGCCCUUUGACAAGCUCACAAAUUGAGUAUGCAGGGCUGGAUGCGGCGAUACUGAUGACAUUGUUGGCUGAAAGAUACCGCGAAGAGCAGCAGUGGGGAAAGGUGGAUGAAGGGUGGGUAUAGCUUUGUUGCUCAUUCUUCCCUUGUUGCCCUUGACACUCUUCCCUUGCUCGAUAUGAGCAGCUCACGAUUCAACCGUGGUUAUACAAUAAUUGGAAACAAACGCGGGGGAUAAACCUCUAAUAUA
Messenger RNA from Phaeodactylum tricornutum CCAP 1055/1, 2092 nucleotides. RefSeq lists its product with no specific name. The coding region runs from base 1 to 1968 and encodes 655 amino acids. The transcript has 2 exons. Lineage: Eukaryota; Bacillariophyta; Bacillariophyceae; Surirellales; Neidiaceae. Gene Ontology annotation, biological process: nucleobase-containing compound metabolic process. Gene Ontology annotation, molecular function: nucleic acid binding; protein binding; 3'-5' exonuclease activity. The record is from RefSeq and is a predicted model, not a curated record.